Nothobranchius furzeri (turquoise killifish) is the source of this 4568-nucleotide messenger RNA. It is a transcript of the gene mctp2a, whose product is annotated as multiple C2 domains, transmembrane 2a. The record is from RefSeq and is a predicted model, not a curated record. Gene Ontology annotation, biological process: regulation of neurotransmitter secretion. Lineage: Eukaryota; Metazoa; Chordata; Actinopteri; Cyprinodontiformes; Nothobranchiidae. Gene Ontology annotation, molecular function: calcium ion binding. Gene Ontology annotation, cellular component: synaptic vesicle membrane.
CUUCAUCCAGAAUCAAAAGUUAGUUUAAAUGUCACAAGAGAAGACUUAAAACAUCUCAAGUCGUGUACUAGCACGCAAACUAAAUUCAGAUGCUUCUUUCAAUUAUAUUAUCAUAAUGACAUCAUUCAGAGCGCUAGUGUGAGCUCAUUAAACCAGAAGAGUGGGAUCAACAGGUAAACAAGGUUUUAGGAACAAACACCGCACACACACCAUGCAGGUGGAGCGAUGACGGCUGCAUUCCACCUGUGGGAGGUCCUGUUGUUCUGCAGGAACUGUGGGAAAAGAAAUGAGUCAUCAUUGGUGUAGUUUCAUCAGUUUCUUUUAAAACUUACAAGAUACCAGUCAUGGAAAAUAACAAAGGUCUUUGAACUGGGAAAAAACCUAAUUUUAAACAUUUUGCACAACACAUUUGUGGCUCUGCAGGUUUUGGUGUAAAAACAUGAAUGUUUGGAAAUGGGCUUAAACGUACUCAGAGAUGUCGAGGCCUUUAGGAAUGAGAUUUGAGUUUAUUGCAGUUGAAGAGGAAUGCUGCAAAAACGGUUUCAAAAGAGCUUUAUUAUAAGGCGUACACCUUAAAACAGCUAAAGACAACACUGGAAGACCAUUGCUACUCUCCUGCAGCUUUCUCUGCUACAGCACAUCGCCUCUUGUUCAUCAUAGCUUGGAUGGUCAAGUGGUUGGAAGAUUCUCUAGUCAGAUACUAAAUUUGUUGCCUGACGUUCAUCAGAGGCCACUUAAACAGAUUUCUGUCUGACAGCUCUAACUCAACAUGGAAGUGAAAAAAAAGGCCUUUUUCGAGAACUUGCGUAUAAAAACCAAGUUUCCCCCCAUGAAGAAGCGUAAGAAGCUACUUGCUAAGCAGCCAAGAAAUUUGGCCAAUCGACGCAGCGUUUCCGUACCUGACCUGACGCGUUUGUCGAGUGAAGCCGACUCCACAGAUGGCACCUUGCCACCCACUCCUUCUGCAGCCAUCUACUUUAAUACCUCUUCUGGCAUGAGUGAUACCGAUUCCAUCGCCAGUGGCUCCACGUGUGACGGACGACUCUUUGAUGACAAACUCUUCGAUGAUGUUACAAUCAAAGUUCCCCAGAUGAACAACUUGGGUGCACGUGGGAACCGACUGAGUGCUCCAGAAGGAUUUUUGAAUGAAGAUCUAAACAAUGUGAAAAGUCUUGGAAAAAAGGGGAACUCCACUCAAGAGGGCCUCAAUGUGCAGGCGGAUAAAAAGGCCAAGAAAAAUGUGCCAAUCUUCUCUUUUCCUGAACCAGAACACGAGGGUGACGACAGAGUGAGUCUAUCUAGUUAUGACACUCCAACAGACAGGAGGCGCUCCGAGUCUGUCGCUGCUUUCCUGCUCCGAGCACAGUCGCUGGGGGAGGACAAGCGCCCUCAGGUAGAAAAAAGGACACUACCUGAAAAAGGGAUGGCACAAACAAACAAUAAGAGUGACUCUGCAGAGAAGACUUCAAUGUUGGAUGUUUCUUUUGAUGGUUCAGAUGCAACAUCCCACACUUCUGCAUGUGACAUUGUCAUGGAUGAACAUACCAACCUGGAAGAUGAACUACUGGAACAUGAUAACACUUCUUUGAUGACUAAUUUGAUGAAAGAUUACUCCAUAGAGGAGGGAGAGCCAGAUGAAUCUAUAGAGGAGAAUUCUGCUGAAGUAUUCGAAGGCGAUGAGCUUGAAGACAACGACGAGCUCGUGGAGAAUUCUGAUACUUCAACAGGCCCAAGCCCUGAUCCUCUGGUACCUUCCCCGCUCCAGAGGUUCCUCCUCACCAUCAACCUAAGAGAAGGAAAGAACCUGGUCGUCAGAGACAGGCGAUCUGGUACGAGUGAUCCAUAUGUGAAGUUUAAACUUGAAGGAAAACAGUUUUAUAAAAGCAAAGUGGUUCCAAAAAACUUGAACCCUAAAUGGAACGAGUCCUUCUCUCAUCCACUUCGGGAAAGGGAUCAGAUCGUGGAACUUCGGGUCUACGAUAAAAACCUCACCUCUGAUGACUUCAUGGGUUCUUGCACAAUUUCUCUGGGCCAUCUUGAGUUGCAAAAACUACACGAGUUGGAGUUGCCUCUCGAUGAUCCAAAAAGUAAAGAGCAGGACAUGGGAGUUAUCGUCCUUUCGGUCCGCUUAUUGUUCAGAGAUGCCACCGUCAAAAGGCCCCCUAGAUUUCGCCCAAAAAAGAACAAGAACCAGAACCAGAGCCCAGCGACACCACGCUCGGCUGACACGCAGAAGAACCAACUGAAGAACCAGACCUGGUCGAGUGUGCUUCACAUCACUUUAGUGGAGGGACAGGACCUGCCGCAGCAUGGCCAGGGGGACGUCUACGUGCGCUUUCGCCUUGGUGAUCAGAAGUACAAGAGCAAGAACCUCUGCAUUCAGGCGAAUCCCCAGUGGAGAGAGCAGUUUGACUUCAAUCAAUUUGAAGAUAACCAGGAGCCUCUGCAGGUGGAGGUGUUCUCAAAGAGAGGGCGGAAAGGGGAGGAAUCGUGGGGGGCCUUUGAGGUUGAUGUAUCGAGGCUCCCUGUAAAUGAGAGGCAGCUCUGCACUAAUGUGUUGGAUCCAGGAAAAGGAAAACUGGUUGUUCUGGUCACCCAGACACCCUGCUGGGGAGUCUCCAUCACCGACACUGAAAACGCAACGCUGGGAAACCAGGAUGAGAGAGACUCAGUGACAGACAGUUUUAGUUUAAAAAACUCUCACAAGUGUUUACGGGAAGUCGGUUUCCUUCAGGUCAGCGUGUUGAAAGCAAACGAUCUUCCAGCGACAGACAUCAACGGAAAAAGCAACCCCUACUGUGUCGUCGAGCUCGGGAACUGCAAACUUCAUACUCACACAGUUUUCAAAACCGUCAAUCCAGAGUGGAACAAAACCUUUACAUUCCCGAUUAAGGACAUCCAUGAUGUGGUGGAGCUGACCGUUCUUGACGAAAAUGGAGAUAACUUCUUGGGGAAAGUGGCUAUCCCUUUGCUGACAAUUAAGAAUGGUCAGCUGAUCAGUCUGUUCUUGAAGAAAGAAGACCUGGGAAGAACUGCUUCUAAAGGAACCAUCACACUUGUAAUGGAGGUCAUCUAUAACAAAGUCAGAGCUGGCCUCAGAACCUUCAAACCUAAAGAGGCGAAAUUAGUGGAAGAAAACCUGAAGUUCAACAAAAAGAUUCUUGCCAGGAAUAUAUAUCGGGUCCGAAAAAUCAGCACAGCAAUUCUGUACACGUUACAGUACAUUAGAAGCUGUUUUCAGUGGGAGAGCACGCGGCGGAGUCUAAUAACCUUUCUGAUCUUCCUCGUGACAGUGUGGCACUGGGAGCUCUUCAUGCUUCCCCUCUUCCUGCUUCUGCUCCUUUUCUGGAACUACUUCCAGAUUCCUGCAAAGUCCAACUCCACCCAGGAUCUGGUGAACAUGCCCAUGGGUGACGAUGAAGACGACGACGAAAAGGAAGCUGGAAAAAAGGGUUUGAUGGAUAAGAUACAUAUGGUACAGGAAGUGGUGCUGACUGUUCAGAAUGUUUUGGAAGAAAUCGCAGACAUCGGAGAGCGAAUCAAGAAUGUGUUCAACUGGUCUGUACCGUUCAUGUCCUACUUGGCCUGCUUGGUGCUGUUUGCAGCAGCAACAUUGCUAUAUUUCAUCCCGCUGCGAUACAUCGUGUUGGUUUGGGGCAUUAACAAAUUCACCAAGAAACUGCGCAACCCAUAUUCUGUUGACAAUAAUGAAAUACUAAAUUUCCUCCAGAGGGUGCCUUCUGAUAUUCAAAAGGUGCAGUACAGUGCGCUGAGAGCACCCACUGCCCAGAACCAGCCGAGGAAGAGGAAGUGAGCUCCGUAGAUGCUCUGGAUGAAAGGCUGGGAUAUUUUUUUCCUUUUAUUUUGUAUAUAUUUUUUAAAUGCAGUGCAUUGCAGUCCACCUGACAACAGUGCUCCAGCACCAGCCGAACCCGUGACCCUCUAUACCCCACCACACCACCCUAACUCUGCCCCCUGCUGCUGAGGGGGCAGCCAGCCGCUCUCUGCCUUGUGUGUUUGCCACCCCCCCUGACAGGGGCUGUGAACUGCAGCGGCUAGGAGGGCAGCACAUGGCGCUGUCAAUCACGAGCCUGGAGGUAAAGAAAAGAGCAUUGCAAGACUCAAGCCUUCGUCUUUGGAUGUAAUUUAGAGAAGAAAUGAAAGGCGCCGGGUUCGGCUUACCUCAGACCUCCACUGUUUUGCUUUAUUCUUCUUACUUUGGUGUAACUGAGAAAUUUACCUCGAGGUAAAGAUAAUACAAGCUUACCUAACAGCUGCACAGUUCUUCAUCACUAAUAAAGUUUCGCAUGAUUUGUUAAACAUUUAAUGUGUUUGAACGUAGUACUGAAAUAUGCCGUGUUUUAUGGUUUAUUGUAUAAAUUAUUGAUGCCAGUUUUCUUAAUUCCACCUGAUUUGACAGAUAUAUUCACAAUCUGAGUUUCAUAGUAAUUCCAGCUGCCUGUUCCCCAGUAUAUCAUGUGGCAUUUGAGGUUAAAAUCAUCAGAAUUGUUUUUUUUAUCAAAUGGAAAGAUUACAGAAUCCUGAAUAAAGAAUUUCGAUCAAAUUGA